AUGAUCCGAGAGUACUGGGACCGCUAUGAAGGUGUCGACAUUCCCCUUCCGAAGACCGAAAUCGCCCAAGAGGAUCAGGAUACGCAUUCACAGCGGCUGCUGAAGACCAUAGAUCUCUGGGAUAAUCCCGUACCUGAUGAGGCUAAGAUUCGAGCUCGCCGCGCCUACUUUGCCGCUUGCAGCUUUGUAGAUGAUCAAGUUGGCAAGCUCGUCAAGCUACUCAAGAACUGCUAUCUCGAGGAAGAUACCAUUAUUGUAUUCUCUGGUGAUCACGGUGACAUGCUCGGUGAGCGAAGCUUGUGGUACAAGAUGAGCUGGUUCGAGAAUAGUGCACGAGUCCCCAUGAUCAUCAAUUGUCCAGCCAAGUUCAAGCCGAAGCAAGUCAAGGAAUCUGUCUCCACGAUGGAUCUUCUCCCAACAUUCGUCGACCUUGCAGGAGGCGACGCCUCGGCUAUACUUCCCAUUGACGGCGUCAGUCUGCAUGAGUAUCUUGUUUCUGACAAGCCAGGCAAAGAUGAAGUAUUUGGCGAGUACAUGGGCGAAGGCACUGUCACUCCCACUUACAUGAUCCGUCGCCACCAGUGGAAGUACACUUACUCCCUGGCCGAUGCACCUCAGCUUUUUGAUCUUGUCAAUGACCCCCAAGAGCUCAAUGACCUUGCCAAGUCCAAGGAACCUCAUCAUCAGAAAGUCCUUGCACAGUUCCAAGCCGAGGCACACGCGAAGUGGGACUUUCAGCAAAUCCAUCAGGAUGUGCUGAAGAGCCAGCGCAUGCGGCAAAUUGCAUGGAGUGCCCUUCAGAUUGGUAUGAGCUUUCGUUGGAUCCUUGUGAGUGGUGUAGUUGACAAUGAUGCAGGUCGCAAGGAAACCUGGGACUACCAGCCACCUUACAACGACAAGGACCGUUUUAUCCGCUCCCAUAUCCCAUUGGACGAUCUUGAACGUCGUGCUCGUUUCCCGGUGGUUGACCAUCUGGGACGCGAGAAGACUGCUACCGCGUCUCACCAUGGCAUCGCUGGGGCUUGGGGCGAGUAA
Plenodomus lingam JN3 is the source of this 1035-nucleotide messenger RNA. Lineage: Eukaryota; Fungi; Ascomycota; Dothideomycetes; Pleosporales; Leptosphaeriaceae. The record is from RefSeq and is a predicted model, not a curated record.